Molecule: messenger RNA, 4563 nt
Organism: Gasterosteus aculeatus aculeatus (three-spined stickleback)
Lineage: Eukaryota; Metazoa; Chordata; Actinopteri; Perciformes; Gasterosteidae
Source: RefSeq, a predicted model, not a curated record
AUGUUCUUAUAACAUCAUAGAAAGGUGCCAAAUGACCCAUUUCAGACUUUAGGAGCAAAUCUAGAAUCCCUUUGUGUUCAUUUCUAAAGCCUCGCAUCAACACAUACAUCACUUUAUUUAAGACGCUGCGCUACUUGCAAGUCCCCGUGAUCUGCUAGAUUGUCAAUGAAGUUAGAAAAAAACACGUACGGGAAACCCACGGUCACGAAGAUACUCAUUCUGAAAAAGGAUCCUACCACAGACUACGACAAAUUACCACCGACCAACCAACCUGCCGUUCAGACAAAGGAACCGACCACUUUUCGCACUCUGCGUCACUCCAAAAUAGGCUAAUGUUAAUUGUAUGGCUAUUUUUUAGGGCUGUCAAAAUGAAUGGGUUAAUCAAUGCUAUAAUUAUUGUGGCUGAGAUUAAUGCGAUAAAACACUUCAACGCAGUUAAUUUAGCUUUUUAUUUACUUCUGGUGUGCGUUAACUUCUGGCACACAACUGCCUCGUGCCUGCAGUCAGAUCAGGGAGAUCAAGGCAGAGAGAGAUUUUUGCAUUGGAAGUAAAACAAACCAAGGCGCAAGAACUGUGCAUAGGACCUCCUCAAUGUGUCAAACAAGGGGGACGAGCGUCAAACGGACCACUUUAGGCACUGAUAGGGCCCGAAACAUGUUAUUAGGUGCUGGGCUACUUCCAUCUGAACAUCUACCCUGCGCAGUACACCAUCUGCAGAGGAACUCCAGUGUGGCGCUAAAAGACAGUGGUUUGGAAAACGUCCCGGCUAAAUCUCGGGAGAUUGAUGGAGAGUUGACAGCACAGCAAACUGCACACAGCAGGAAGAGUGUGUCUAGUUCAACAUGUUUGACCUGGUGAAAUUCUGCUUUGGAGAUGUUUAAAAGUGUAGUUUUGUGUUUAAAAAAGUGUAAAAAAUUGAGUUUUCUAAAUUGAUUACUCGUUAAUCGAUGGAGUGGGCUGAUGUUACAGUAACCCCCGGGCCACUUUUCCCCAAAGUCUGCUGCUGCUUCGCAUGAAAUGCCAGUGACACAUAAAAUACAGAAGUAUAGUUUGGACACGUUUUCUCAUUCAGACACUUUCAGAGAAAAGUGUCGAAACUUUUGACUGGAAAUCCACGUGGCUGACUUGUUCAGUCCUGUUGUGUGACCUGGCAACCAGUUUGUGUUUCUGAUUACAUACUCUUCAACCAUUACACACUCAAAAUAAAAUAUUUGCAUAACUACUAUUCAUAACUAUACAUAAGCACAUGUCCACUUUUUGAUAAUUAAUUUAAUCUGUUAACGAACAGGCGGCGUCACGUGAUAAAGAACUGGUAUACUUUAUAUAGACAAGACUAAACAAAAAUGUUGAUUUUUUUUAUUAUCAUUUCAAACAUUAUCUCGUUUAAAUGUUUUCAUUUCAGUGGACAUAAUGAAAGUGUUUAACACCCCAAAGCAGCACAAACAAUGUAUUUAACGUUUUUUUAACCAUGAACCCCCCGCGGAACAGAUGGUACAGUCCGAAGGUUGGUACAGUCCGUUUCCUGCACUCGGUUGCUAGGAGGCGGAGAACGCUAGAAUACAACGCAAGGAGAAGCUCUGGGUCACACGGCUCUGCUACGACACGUGAUAGUUCCUCGGGUUUUUUGGGGAAAGGGGGCAAAGCGACCAACGCGGAUCUAAUAGAGCAUUUUAAGUUCGUGUUCCCGGGGGAGUCGCAGGAGAGAGCUGCUGUCCGUAAGACUUUUAAAAGCUACGUGGACCACGUUGCUUUCGUAAAGACUGAGGGCGAAGUCAAAUAUGUCUGCCUGAAGAAAAGAUUCCGCGGUUCAGAGAGGCUCGAUCCGGAGGACCUCCUUCCCCGUUAUCCGCACGCUUCAGACGGCAGGAGUGACGCGGCAGAGGGAUCUUCGUUCAACAUGCCGGGGCCUGUGCAAACCGGUACUACAGGACCAGUUCCCACAGGUGGUGUGGGACUCAAACCCGGAGACAGGCUGGGGGAGGCCGAGGCGCUCUCCCCAGAAGUCCUGGAAGAAGGAGAACACGGUAACGUGGUGGCCAGGAGCAGAGCUCCCUCCAGACAGCUGGAGUCUGAUGAUGAUGAGGAGGAGGAGGAUGGCGAUGAAGGGCAGUCGGACACAUGUAGCCUCUCUGGGAGCGAAGGACUCUGCAGCCCCAAAGGCAGCCGUAAACACUUCAUGGAGGCCAUGAUGAACAGGUCCCCCCAGCCGAGGAGGAGCACGGUGACCAAAGGCUCGGUGUACUUGUCAUCCAGGACCGACAGCGACUCGGCCUCCCUGGUCUCCUCCUGCCCGGACGACAGGACCCCGGUGGCUCUGGACCCGCUGGAACACGAGUGGAUGAUGUGUGCCUUGGACGGGGAGUGGGGCAGCAUGCACCCCCUCCUCACCACGGAGCCCAGUCUGAUCCUGAGGAAGGACUUCGUCACCGGGUUCACCUGCUUGCACUGGGCGGCCAAGCGAGGCAACCCCGAGCUGAUGGCGCUGAUCUUCAAUUUUGCCAAACAGAACGACACCCCCGUCAGCGUGGACGCUCGGUCCAACGCCGGUUACACGCCUCUGCACGUCGCUGCCAUGCACAACCACAUGGAGGUGGUGAAGCUCCUGGUGGGGGCCUACAGCGCAGACGUGGAGGUCAGAGACUACAGCGGGAGGAAGGCCUGCCAGUAUCUCACUGACAGUGUGAGCGUGGAUAUCCAGGACAUAAUCGGAGCAUACGAGCGCUCUGACCCGGAGGACGCGUGCCGCGGGGCCGGAGGCCGUUGGAGGUUCUCCAAGGCUCUCCAGUCCAACCUGAGGCCCCUCCGACUCUUCAACCCCAACGACGAAGGUGACUCUGUGGACGGGGAGGCCCGACCCUCACAGAAGGUCCUCAGGAGGAAGUCCUCCCUCAGCAGGAUGAAGCCCGAACUGCACAGGCUGCGCUUGAGGACAUCGCAGAUUGUCCACAGGAUGUCGUUUCGUGAGCCAGAGGAGUCGGGGGGCUCUGGGAAAGGUUCCCUUAAGUCCAGACCCAAGACCCACUUCUUUGGGUGAAGUCAAUGCAGUUACAGAGCGCAGCGUCUACAGGAAUAUGGCAGAGGAGCAUUUCUAUAUUCCACUUCCAUUACUAGGCUGGGUGUUUGGAGCUGGUUUAUUAUCAGGGGAAAGCUGAUACUCUAUUAAUAAUAUCCAGCACCUUAAAAUGUGAACAAUUGUAGUCCAAAUAAUCAACACUCAAAAAGCUAUGUGAGAUCUCUUCAAAUCCUCCUUAGUCCAAUGAUCCCAUAAGACAUUCAUAACUGUCAUAAUCAUAAAUUCAGGAAUGAUGAAUGUAUGUAAAGGUUAUAGUUUUUAUGAGAUGGUUUGAGCCUCUAAUACUGCUAGAAAAUACUUACCAAUUACAGCCUUGCGAGCUGCGAGAGGCUUGCGUAGCUUUUGAUGCUAGUCUAGAAAAAUGGGUCACAGGUGUUGGUGAGAAGCAAAAUAGUUUUUUGACCGUGAGGGUGAGCGUGAAGUGCGGACGUGGAGCGUGGAAGGAGAAGCGUGGAAUGAGAGCGAGGAGCGUGAGCGUGACAGAGUGAACGUGACUGGGUGGAAGAGGCAUGUACGAAGAUAAUUGGAUGGUGUCAUUAAAGAACAAAAUAAAGGACAAUCAAAGAAGUGGAAACGUCUCGAGGAGUAUUUAAACACGUCAAAACAAACUCAAAACACCAACCAAGAGGACCUAACUUUGAGAGGCAAACAGGGUCUCUACAACGUUAUUAGUAUAUGUUGUAUAAGUGUAGAAAGUCAUAAGGACUCAAGACAUGACAAGACAACACUCUUUUUGUUGAGGUUUUGUCAUAUAUACACACAAAUAUAAUAUAAUUAUUACUAAUUUUUCCAUCUCCAUCUCGGCAUAAAAUAAACAUUUAUUUUCUUAUCAACUAGUAAACCUACACAUUUUUAACAAUUAUAGUAUUAUUGGUAGUUCGUCAACAUGAUACCAAACUGAUCAACAAUUAUAGGCACACGCUAAUAAGAUAUAUGCUAUUUUAUUCAACAAGCAACUUAACUCAAAUAAUGAUGAUGAUGUGUGCACUAGGCAUCUCUUUCCAGCUGUCUCCAGGCUGUUGUGCACGAGCUGAGCGCCUGCUGUUCAAGUCACGCACAAUGCACUUUUGCAGCCAAGCACAUAUUGUGUUUGUGUCAUUUGAAGGGAAAAUGGGUGCAAUUUAGCAUUCGAGUCACUUUACAAAAGUUGCUCAAAGGUGCCAAAUAUAUAUUUUUAAAUGGCUAGAUUUUUUUCUAUGUGCUGUGGAAAAAACACGUUGCCAGGGUAGUCUGAAAGGUAGCUGAAUCGUCCCAGCCGUCGGAGCUCUUUGACCUACGUGUAUUGAGAUGGAGUAAUGGUUAUAACAUUGUACAACAAUUAUUACCCCAAACUAACGGUAAAACACCAGGACACAACAAUUAGUGACAGAUAAACAAUUUGUAACAAUAAGAUUUAUUGCUUUUUUAAAAUUGUAUAUGUCGUAUGACCAAUACAUUUAAAGCUUCUUUGUCUGAAAAGUUGACAUAUUUAAUAAAGGCUCAUGAAUGUG